AGCCGCUCGUGAUCGAUCUGCAUGAUGGAGUAUGGUUGGCAAGAAAGGACUUGAAGACGAGCUGUCAACGAGGCAAUCCUGUUCCCUGACGAGUCGAGUUGAUCAGCCAAUCAGGAUCAAACGGAGACGGAGUUAUUAGCCUGACAGUAGAUUGCAAUGAAAGAUCUCGAAAAUGACACCAAGCCUGUGCAGCCGGCUAAAAGUUGCAGUUUUUUUUGUUUGUUUUUUUGAGAACGCUACAAGUUGCAGUUUGAGAUGCUAAGAUAGUAAGAUCGAAUGUGCCGGCCGGAUUCCGCAAGAUCGAGUCGGAGAAUGACAAUGCCACAAGCAUGGUGCAGUCCCAUGGUGGAUGGAUGGGUGAGGCGGAGAUGUUCGGUGAGCCUAGUCCACGUAGGACCCUGCUACCAUGGCCCACAUGCUAGUGAGGCAAAAUUGAUCCUCUUCCUCGGCGGCCCACCUCAGCUAUGGUUCCCCUUCAGCUUCGGUCCUCCAUGGAUGGUUAUGUUCUGCCCCGCGGCGGCGUGGCCUCUGCGACCCUGCUCCACUCCAUCCCACUCGACCCCGCGCGCGCGCCCCUCCCUCUACCGCGCUGCAUCCGACUCAACCCGCCGGCGCCUCCACUGCCGCUCGGGAGGAUCGAGCCUCAGAUUCGGCCGACCGGCGGCUCGAUCCUACGACCAAGCCUCAGUUUCCGGCGUCGCCUCCACCGCAUCGGCCCUGGGCCCUGGCUGUCCCAUUCUAUUUCUCCCUUCACCCCCCUGCACAAUUUUUGUUUCCUAUUCGGUUCGGUUUUGCUUCCUGACACCACGGUUCGACUGCUUAAUCGUAAUGUAGGUUGCUCGGUUUGCUUUUGCCAGGAUUUAUGCGUGCAUCGGACCUGCUCUUUAGUACCUUUACUGUGCCACAUUAUAAGAGAUGGGAGAUGUGUGUUAUUGUCUUUGUUGGAACAAAUGGACAGACAUACUUCAUCACAGCUUCACUCGUUACAAGCAUCCAGAACUUCCCAAAGAGCAGGGGCCCAACAGUGGGCAUCCUGAAAGGAUUCAUGGGCCUAACAAGUGCCAUUCUGACACAAGUUUAUGCAGUAAUACACACGCCAGACCAUGCUACGCUUAUUUUCUUGAUUGCUGUUGGUCCAUCGUUGGUUGCCAUUGGCCUGAUGUUUGUUAUUAGGCCUGUUGGAGGUCACAGGCAGGUACGGCCAUCCGACAAGAACAGCUUCAUGUUUAUCUACACCGUUUGCUUGCUCCUUGCCUCGUACCUUGUUGGUAUCAUGCUAGUCCAAGAUUUCCUGGAACCUAGCUAUGAUGUGGUUGUUUUUCUCACUGUGAUUCUGUUCGUCCUUAUUAUUUCACCAAUUGCAAUCCCUGUGAUCUUGUCGUUAACGUCGGAAAAAGUGGAGCAUCCAAUGGAAGAGGCUCUCCUAUCCGAACCAUUGGCAGGAGAGGCAAGCACUUCACAAGAAAAGGAGGAUCAACCAGAGGUCUUUUUGAGUGAGGUGGAGGAGGAGAAACCUAAGGACACUGAUUCAUUACCACCAUCUGAAAGGAGGAAAAGGAUUGCAGAAUUACAGGCCAAGCUAGUGGAAGCAGCAGCAAGGGGCGGGGUUAGAAUCAAAAGGAGACCACACAGAGGAGACAACUUCACCCUGAUGCAGGCAUUUGUGAAGGCUGAUUUUUGGCUUAUUUGGCUAUCGCUUUUGCUUGGGUCAGGAUCAGGGCUGACAGUCAUCGAUAACCUGGGUCAGAUGAGCCAGGCUAGUGGUUUCAAAAAUGCACAUAUCUUUGUGUCAUUGAUGAGCAUAUGGAACUUCCUUGGUCGUGUUGGAGGUGGCUACUUUUCUGAGAUCAUUGUCAGGGAGCGUACAUACCCAAGGCACAUAGCAUUGACAUUUGCUCAGAUCGUGAUGGCUGCUGGGCAUUUCCUUUUUGCGAUGGCUUGGCCUGGAACAAUGUACAUUGCAAGCUUGCUGGUUGGACUCGGAUAUGGAGCUCACUGGGCUAUUGUGCCAGCUGCUGUCUCUGAACUUUUCGGUGUAAAACACUUUGGUGCUAUGUACAAUUUUCUCAUACUAGCAAACCCCACAGGAUCGCUCAUCUUCUCCGGUCUAAUUGUCAGUAACCUCUAUGAGUAUGAAGCUGAGAAACAAGGUCAACAACAUCAGAUAUCAGCAUUGAUGUCUCCGCGAUCGCUUCACAACAUGAGCUUUCUUGCAGAUGGACCACUGAAGUGUGAAGGGCCUGCUUGCUUCUUUGUCAGCUCUCUGAUUUUGUCGGUGUUCUGUGUAAUUGGAGCUGGCUUGAGCCUCCUCGUUGUUCACAGGACUAAACGGGUUUAUGCUCGCCUCUAUAGUUCUGUCCGGACAUGAGAAUCUCCAUGGAUGGAAAUGUUCAAAUCCUCCUAUUCUUGUUCAUGUACUGUACAUUCUUGCGUGCAUAUACACAAAGAUAAGUUGAUCUGUAAAUUCUCAAAUCUUUUCGGAGCUUUUAUUGUAAAAGUAGCUAGUUUGAAGUGAAAAAUACAUCCCAUGUGACAUGGGACUAUGGAUUCCGACACUUGCUGUCCUGCAAAUACAUUUCCCUAUUUUGGGCAUCCUGCCAAGGAUUAUUUACUUAGAUGAUUACCUGUA
Molecule: messenger RNA, 2629 nt
Organism: Panicum hallii
Lineage: Eukaryota; Viridiplantae; Streptophyta; Magnoliopsida; Poales; Poaceae
Product: protein NUCLEAR FUSION DEFECTIVE 4-like
Exons: 3
Coding region: 863-2368 (501 amino acids)
Cellular component (GO): membrane
Source: RefSeq, a predicted model, not a curated record